GUUGCGCAUUCUGGAGUCGGCCGAGCGAGGAGAGCGCACAGCCGGGGUGAGGGAAAGCGCACGGACGAGCUCUUCCACCCCCGUCGGAGCACGGCGAAGAGCGCGGAGAGCGUAGUUUGAUUGGCGGAGGACGGGAAGAGCCAAAAAGCUGCAGCCAGGAAACGGCGUCGGGUUUCAGGGGGAGUGACUCUCCUAGGGAGCCAGGGGAGGGGGCUGUAGGGAGAGAGUUUGCGAGGCGUAAGGAGAGAGAAAAAACCUUUGUAAACCUGACAAAGCGUUUGAGAUCACAAGCAAGUAUCCUCGAAGGAGGAGAAGACGUGCAGCCGACGGAGAUUCCCAAGUUAAUGGAUUCUGUGUUUUUUUGUCGGAGGACGUCGAAACAUCCUGCUCGGUUUACGCACCAGCCUCCUCCGAAAGUGUGCAUUCCUUCUCGUUUUAGAUGAAGUUUGCAUUACAAGGAAAGAUGAACAUGUUUCAGCAAUUUUGCUAAUAAGAGAGUAAUGAAAAGUUGAAGAAAGAAGUUUGGUGGACAUUUGUCUUCCAAGGGAACUGCGUUAUUAAUAUUUUGGAAUAUACAAUCUCCGGAUUCCACGAGACAGAAUAGUCAUGCACGGAUUUUGGAUUUUUGGCGAUAAUUGUCCCUGAUCUGAGAAUAAGUUCGGCGGAUUUUGGAAUAGUACAACUAUCGCUGCUUGGCAUUUUUGUUGCAGCAGGGAGAAGUCGCCCCGUCGGGAGUACACAUUCCUCUCUGUUCGGCUCAUGCACCCGCCUGCCGUUCCGUGCAUGCGGAUCGAAACUCAGCAUUCUAGUCCAUCGAGGUCAGGUGACUGGGGGAGAUUCCGGUGAGCGACAGGCCGGACAGCCUGCAGUUCAUGGUUGGGCGGAGCUCCUCAGAUGGGGUCAGUGUCCAGGGGGAGGCGGAGGAGGGCGGGAUGGGGAGACACGCCCUCCAGUAAGGGAAUGUCCGCGUGGGCAUGGCUGCUGGGCGUGGUCUUGCUGUCCCUGGUGACUGUUUCCGCUGCGCGGCCGCCUGUCAUUGCGACUGAGGAAGAGGAGACAACGCUUGAACCUGAAGAGCCUCCGACAAAAUACCAAAUCUCUAAGCCCACGGUGUGCUCAGUGCACCCCGGCGACCUGCUGAAGCUCAGCUGCCCGCUGCCCGAGGCGGGGACCAUCACCUGGACGAAAGACGGCUCCUCUCUGGGGCCCAACAACCGCACGCUGAUAGAGCAGGAGUGGCUGCAGAUCCGCGACGCCACGCCCAAGGACUCGGGCCUGUACGCGUGCAGCACGGUCAGCCCGCUGGGCAGCGAUACGCUUUGCUUCAUUGUAAACGUCACAGAUGCCAUCUCGUCCGGAGACGAUGAGGACGACACGGAGCGGUCGGAAGACGUACCUGCGGACGGGGAACAGAUGCGGCCACCAUACUGGACGAUGCCAGAGAAAAUGGAGAAGAAGCUGCAUGCCGUGCCGGCUGCCAACACAGUGAAAUUCCGCUGCGCAGCUGGGGGGAACCCGAGGCCAAAGAUGCGCUGGCUGAAGAACGGCAAGCCCUUCCGACAGGAGGACCGCAUGGGGGGAUACAAGGUUCGACACCAGCAUUGGACCCUGAUCAUGGAGAGCGUGGUGCCGUCGGAUAAGGGGAACUACACCUGCCUGGUGGAGAACCAGUACGGAUCCAUCAACCACACCUACACGCUUGAUGUAGUGGAGCGGUCACCCCACCGGCCCAUCCUCCAGGCGGGCCUCCCGGCCAACACCACGGUGCGCGUGGGCGAGGACGCCCGCUUCGUCUGCAAGGUGUACAGCGACGCUCAACCCCACAUCCAGUGGCUCCAGCACAUCCAGAAGAAUGGCAGCCGCUACGGCCCCGACGGGCUCCCCUACGUCCGCGUGCUCAAGACCGCAGGUGUUAACACCACGGAUAAGGAGAUUGAAGUUCUCUACUUGCCCAAUGUUACUUUCGAUGAUGCUGGGGAGUACACGUGCUUGGCGGGUAAUUCUAUUGGGAUCUCCUUUCACACUGCUUGGUUGACGGUGCUUCCAGCCGACACGGACACUGGCACUCCCUUGAUGCCCCCGGACUACGUGGAGAUCGCCAUCUACUGCAUUGGAGUGUUCCUCAUCGCCUGCAUGGUGGUCAUCGUGGUGGUCUGCCGCAUGAGGACCACGGCCAAGAAGCCCGACUUCAGCAGCCAGCCGGCCGUGCACAAGCUUAGCAAACAGAUCCCCCUGCGCCGCCAGGUAACAGUGUCAUCGGACUCCAGCUCGUCCAUGAGCUCCAGCACGCCGCUGGUGCGCAUCACCACACGCCGCUCGUCCACCCAGGAAGAGGCCAUCCCUGAGUACGACCUCCCGCAGGACCCGCGCUGGGAGUUCUCCCGGGACAAGCUGACGCUGGGGAAGCCACUGGGAGAGGGCUGUUUCGGGCAGGUGGUCAUGGCGGAGGCAGUCGGCAUCGACAAGGACAAGCCCAAGGAGGCGGUGACGGUGGCUGUGAAGAUGCUGAAAGACGAUGCGACGGAGAAGGACCUGUCUGACUUGGUGUCUGAAAUGGAGAUGAUGAAGAUCAUCGGGAAGCACAAGAACAUCAUCAACCUGCUGGGGGCGUGCACGCAGGACGGUCCCCUGUACGUUAUCGUGGAGUAUGCCUCUAAGGGCAACCUGCGGGAAUACCUGCGCGCUCGGCGGCCGCCAGGUAUGGAGUACUCGUAUGACAUCGCCCGUGUGUCCGACGAGCAGCUCACCUUCAAGGACCUGGUGUCCUGUACCUACCAGGUGGCUCGGGGGAUGGAGUACCUGGCCUCACAGAAGUGUAUUCACAGGGACCUGGCCGCCAGGAAUGUACUGGUUACAGAGAGCAACGUCAUGAAGAUCGCUGACUUUGGCCUGGCCAGGGACGUCCACAAUAUUGAUUAUUACAAAAAGACGACAAACGGUCGUCUGCCAGUGAAGUGGAUGGCUCCAGAGGCGCUCUUCGACCGGGUUUACACUCACCAGAGUGACGUCUGGUCCUUUGGGGUGCUCAUGUGGGAGAUCUUCACGUUGGGGGGCUCUCCGUACCCCGGGAUCCCAGUGGAGGAGCUCUUUAAGCUGCUGAAGGAGGGUCAUCGAAUGGACAAGCCAGGCAACUGCACCAAUGAGCUGUACAUGAUGAUGAAGGACUGUUGGCAUGCUAUUUCAUCCCACAGGCCCACCUUUAAACAGCUGGUGGAGGACUUGGAUCGCAUCCUCACCUUGGCCACCAAUGAGGAGUACCUGGACCUGUGUGCCCCCGCAGAGCAGUACUCUCCCAGUUUUCCCGAUACGCGGAGCUCCUGUUCCUCCGGCGACGACUCCGUGUUCUCCCAUGAUCCCCUGCCGGACGAGCCCUGCCUCCCCAAGUAUCAGCAUAUCAACGGAGGGGUCAAAACAUGAGGGGCAGGAACGCAGUCACACGCCCCGCCCCCUCCCCACCCCCCCACGCCCGGCCCUCCCUUCCUUCCUCUUGCCGCCCCGGCAACUAGCCCCCACCCCCUCCUGCCUCCCCCCCCACCACCUUCCCUGGCUCGCAGUGGACUUAAGGACCCAGGGGGUGGGGAGGGCAGACUGGUAGCAUCGCUGCUGUUGGAACUGUACUGAGGUGUGUGCGGAAUACACACACACACACACACACACACACACAUACUCACACGCACACAUGCACACACAGAGUCACACACAUGCACACACACACACGCACACAGACACACAUGCGUGUGAAUCCAAGCUCUUAAGAAGAGGACGGUCCCUGUUCCACUCAUCUGACUGAACGGCCAAUCCCGGGACGCCCCACCUCUUACAUGCUCUGUUGUCGUUCUUGUUUUGUUUUGUAUUUUUUUUUUUUCUGUGAUUUCCGUCAUUCCGCUGGCUGGCAUUCCGAGACUUUUUUUUCCCGAGGGAAGAGCGAAGCAAGGGACACAAGGACGAAAAGUAGGAAACAAACUGAGAAAAGAAGCAGGAGAAGAGCACAGACACUGCCUCUUGUUUAUUUUGUAAUAUUGUUACUUUUCUUUUUCGAUAAGCCCACACGAUUAUUAUUAUGGAGUCAAAUAACACACGGUAUAUAGUGCUGGGUAUAUUUGUAAAUAUAUUCAAAUAUGUAUAAAUAUAUA
This is a messenger RNA of Megalops cyprinoides (Indo-Pacific tarpon), 4133 nucleotides long. RefSeq names its product fibroblast growth factor receptor 2 (gene fgfr2). Gene Ontology annotation, biological process: multicellular organism development; positive regulation of cell population proliferation; protein phosphorylation. Lineage: Eukaryota; Metazoa; Chordata; Actinopteri; Elopiformes; Megalopidae. The coding region runs from base 895 to 3417 and encodes 840 amino acids. The record is from RefSeq and is a predicted model, not a curated record. Gene Ontology annotation, molecular function: fibroblast growth factor binding; ATP binding; fibroblast growth factor receptor activity. Gene Ontology annotation, cellular component: signaling receptor complex; membrane. The transcript has 18 exons.